AUUUUUCUUUCCAUCACUGCAACUUUGGGCAAUGCCCUGAUACUGGUCGCUCUUCGAAAAAUAUCCUCUAUUUAUCCACCAACAAAACUCUUAUUUCGAUGUCUGGCAGUUACUGAUCUUUGUGUUGGUCUUUUUUGUCAACCACUCGACGUUUUCUUCAUUUUAGCAGAUUUUCGUCACAUUAACUACAUAAAAGAUAUCCCCUCCGUAAUACACAAUUUUUUCGUUGACGUGUUUUUUGCGGCGUCGGCCCUAACAUCAGCUGCCAUCAGUGUUGACAGACUUCUCCCUCUCUUAUUGGGACUGAGAUACAGACACGUUGUAACUUUAUGCCGAGUUCGUGUGCUCAUACCUUGUGUUUGGUUCUCUGCCGUUUCAAACGCUUCUUUGUUCUUUGUUCUUGGGUUUAAUUCUUCUCUCUAUCAUAAUCUCAUCGUUUUCAUACUCAAAGAUUUUUUUCACCCUUCGUCAUCGACAAGCCCAAGUACAAGGUCAUGUUCAACCAGAACAGUCGAGCAGAGUAAGAAGUGUACUGAACAUAGCAUGAUACAGUGGAACCCCGCCUUAUGAGCACCCCCUUUCAUAAGACCACCUCGUUAUUACGGCCAUAUUCUUUCAAACCAAACGUAAAAACCAUUGAGUCAUUUUAUUAUUUUGAAGACCCCGUUAAUGCGACCACCUCGUUAUUACGGCCAGGAUUUUAUGGCCCAACGGUGGUCGCAUUAACGGGGUUGUACAAGAAGACAGUGUAUAGCGUAGCUUGGAUACAGUUUGCUAUGCUUGCUUGUUAUGGUCCUUACACAAUAUUGGGAUCAGUAUCCUCUCUUCGUGGCUAUUCCUUCGAAAUUAAUAUCGCGAAUGAGUUUUGCUUUUGUCUUCUUUAUUUAAAUUCAUGUCUAAAUCCAGUUCUUUACUGUUGGAAGAUAAGAGAUGUGAAGCAGGAAGUGAAGAAAACAAUUAGCAAGUUUCUUUGCUUUUGA
Molecule: messenger RNA, 980 nt
Organism: Porites lobata
Lineage: Eukaryota; Metazoa; Cnidaria; Anthozoa; Scleractinia; Poritidae
Source: the annotation of a GenBank genome assembly